UGCAAGGGAGAGAGCUCUAGAAGACCCCUGCCUUGCCAGCCAAGCUGUGCCACUGGCCCUCAGGGAGCCCUCUGGGCUCUCCAGCAGGAGCCAGGCCCAUGCUCCCGUGUGCCCCGAGGCCAUCAGCCGCACCUUGAGCUCUCUGCCACCAGGCAUCUGGAAGGCGUAGCGUGAGGAGCUUCUCUCAGUCCCAACUAUGACUGUGGCCACCGGAGACCCAGCGGACGAGGCUGCUGCCCUCCCUGGGCACCCGCAGGACACCUACGACCCAGAGGCCGACCACGAGUGCUGCGAGAGGGUGGUGAUCAACAUCUCAGGGCUGCGGUUUGAGACCCAGCUGAAGACCUUAGCUCAGUUCCCAGAGACCCUCUUGGGGGACCCAAAGAAGCGGAUGCGGUACUUCGACCCCCUGCGAAAUGAGUACUUUUUCGACCGGAACCGCCCUAGCUUUGAUGCCAUUCUCUACUACUACCAGUCCGGGGGCCGGCUGAGGCGACCCGUGAAUGUGCCCUUAGACAUAUUCUCGGAAGAAAUUCGGUUUUACGAGCUGGGGGAAGAGGCGAUGGAGAUGUUUCGGGAAGAUGAAGGCUACAUCAAGGAGGAGGAGCGGCCCCUGCCCGAAAAUGAGUUUCAGAGACAGGUGUGGCUGCUGUUUGAAUACCCAGAGAGCUCGGGGCCCGCCCGGAUUAUAGCUAUCGUGUCGGUCAUGGUGAUCCUGAUCUCCAUCGUCAGCUUCUGCCUGGAGACGCUGCCCAUAUUCCGGGACGAGAACGAAGACGUGCACGGCGGCGGGGUGGCCUUCCACGCCUACUCCAACAGCACCAUCGGGUACCAGCAGUCGACCUCCUUCACCGACCCCUUCUUCAUUGUGGAGACCCUCUGCAUCAUCUGGUUCUCCUUCGAGUUCCUGGUGCGGUUCUUCGCCUGUCCCAGCAAAGCCGGCUUCUUCACCAACAUCAUGAACAUCAUCGACAUCGUGGCCAUCAUCCCCUACUUCAUCACCCUGGGGACGGAGCUGGCUGAGAAGCCAGAGGAUGCCCAGCAGGGCCAGCAGGCCAUGUCGCUGGCCAUCCUCCGUGUCAUCCGGCUGGUAAGAGUCUUUAGGAUUUUCAAGCUGUCCAGACACUCCAAAGGGCUCCAGAUCCUAGGGCAGACCCUCAAAGCCAGCAUGAGAGAGUUGGGCCUCCUGAUCUUCUUCCUCUUCAUCGGGGUCAUUCUCUUCUCUAGUGCUGUCUAUUUCGCUGAGGCUGAUGAACGAGACUCCCAGUUCCCCAGCAUCCCGGAUGCCUUCUGGUGGGCAGUCGUCUCCAUGACAACUGUAGGCUAUGGAGACAUGGUCCCGACUACCAUUGGGGGAAAGAUAGUGGGUUCCCUGUGUGCCAUUGCAGGUGUGUUAACCAUUGCCUUACCAGUCCCCGUCAUAGUGUCCAAUUUCAACUACUUCUACCACCGGGAGACAGAGGGAGAGGAGCAGGCCCAGUACUUGCAAGUGACCAGCUGUCCAAAGAUCCCGUCCUCCCCUGACCUAAAGAAAAGUAGAAGUGCCUCUACCAUUAGUAAGUCCGAUUACAUGGAGAUCCAGGAGGGGGUCAACAACAGUAACGAGGACUUUAGAGAGGAAACCUUGAAAACGGCCAACUGCACUCUGGCCAACACAAACUAUGUGAAUAUCACCAAAAUGCUAACCGAUGUCUGAUCGCAGCCUAGUCACACGCUCGCAGUUCAAUGGGACUAAGUGCAGACACUGCGUACGAGCCUGCGUCCUAGUCAGUCCGUCCCACCGUGUCUCUGGUUCUGCAUGGAGAGCCAUAGUCGUGCAAGUGACUUUUGAACUUUCAAUUUUUUUUUUUGGUCUAGAACACAGAGUAGCUAUCCAUGGCUCUCACACGAACCUUCAUCACCGGUUGAGGGGUUUCCAAAGAUGGGGAGUCGCCAACAGAGCCAGGAUUUGAGGCCACCUCAUAGCACAUACGUCACCUGCCAUGUGAGAUCCACCUUUCCUUCCUGAUUCGAUGCACGCAACACAGUGCCCAACAGGUGCACCCCCGCCCCCACCCCCACCCAUCUGAGUCCAC
Molecule: messenger RNA, 2075 nt
Organism: Artibeus jamaicensis (Jamaican fruit-eating bat)
Lineage: Eukaryota; Metazoa; Chordata; Mammalia; Chiroptera; Phyllostomidae
Gene: KCNA2
Product: potassium voltage-gated channel subfamily A member 2
Exons: 2
Coding region: 197-1696 (499 amino acids)
Biological process (GO): protein homooligomerization; potassium ion transmembrane transport
Cellular component (GO): axon terminus; juxtaparanode region of axon; membrane
Molecular function (GO): delayed rectifier potassium channel activity; protein binding
Source: RefSeq, a predicted model, not a curated record